AUGAAUGACGUCAGUGAUGACGUGGAGCACAUGUGGACGAUCGUCGUGUCCAUCUGGCUCUCCAGCUCCGUGUGUCUGGUAGGUGUCGUCACUAACUAUUGGAACAUCCGGGUCUUCAAGAGACAAGGGCUAACAGACAAUGUUAACAUUUCUCUGAUGGGUUUGGCCAUCGCCGACCUGACCUGUGUCGUUAUAUCCUUGUGGAUGUCCGUCUGCGAGCUCCUCAACAUCCUUGACCCCCCGACCUUGACCUUCCAGCCCGCGUCCCUCCUGAUGAUGACCGCCAGCAUACUUCGCAUCAUCGCGACCCGUGUCUCCAGCUGGCUCACGGCCUUGACCCCUCUCCAGCGGUGCCUGGCCGUGACCUUGCCCUUCCAGGUCAGGCAGAUGUUCACCCCGCGAAACACAUCGAUAUCGACAUUAUCAGUAUCGAUACUGGUUCUGGCGGGGUACAUGUGCGUGUACUACCUGAAAGACCUGGUCACCGUAAUCGAUUCCAGACACAACAUCACCCGGGUGGUUAUGAUACCUGCGGCCCGGGACAGGGCCAACCAGAUCCUCAACAACCUGCUCUUCAUCAGCCUGCCUCUCGUCAACAUCCUCGUCAUCUCCCUCGCCACUAUCCUCAUGAUCUCCUCCAUCAUGCGAGCCUCAAGAUGGCGCCACACCAUCACACACGGCGAGACUACACCAGCAGACGACCACCACGACACUUCCGGCACUAAGCGUCUCUCAAACAGGAAACCCCAGCCCGGGCCCCACACGGUCGAAGGAACGGAUCCCAGUAAAGACAAGAAAGAAGUCCGGACCUCCAAAAUGGUGAUCGCCGUCAUGCUCAUCUUCAUCGUCUGCAACCUGCCCAGCAACUUCCUGUUUGCCAUGCGCAAUGUGUUCCCAGAGUUCAGCGACGCCGGAAGUUUAAAAAAAUAUUUUCUUCAUGUCGCAUGGUCUGGCCUUCUUGCUGGAGAACAUAAACUCGAGUGUCAAUUUCUUCGCCUACUUUUUCAUGAGUUCAAAGUUCAAGGCCACGUUUUUACACCUGAGGUGGUGUGA
Molecule: messenger RNA, 1053 nt
Organism: Physella acuta
Lineage: Eukaryota; Metazoa; Mollusca; Gastropoda; Physidae
Biological process (GO): G protein-coupled receptor signaling pathway
Cellular component (GO): membrane
Molecular function (GO): G protein-coupled receptor activity
Source: RefSeq, a predicted model, not a curated record